AGAACCUCUCCAAUAAUGUCACCACGAACAAGCAUCACGGAGGAAACCUGCUUGGGACGACAUUCACCAUCACCCUGUCCCAACUCAAGGUCUUCAUCACCAGGUGCAAAACGGAGGUACUCUUGCACUGAGCUCUACAGCACUCAGCUGCCUUCCACUUCUCCACGGCAGUCAAGGACCCCCUCUCCACAAUCCUCUCCUCGCAUCCCCUUGAGAGAAGACAACUCUUCAGUUACUUACACGCAGUUGCCCAGCGCUUCUCUUUCCAUGGAUGCUAUGAACAGCCUUCCUACGGAUCCUUCCUGUGGUGUUCCCACGAAAAUUUGGAAAACCAGCCCUGAUCCUUCAUCAAUGCCUUCUCACAAAAACAGCAUUCCAUGUCACGUCUUUCAGACUGUUGACUUCCAUGGGCCUUGCGAGCAGGAGGACAGGAGAAACUCAGCCCCAGAAUCAAUUUUGUUGGUACCUCCAUCCUGGACAAAGCAACUGGUACCUGCAAUACCUAUCUGCAGUUUGCCCGUCCAGUCUCUCCCGCCCCUCGAGUGGCCACUCUCCAGCCAGUCUGGCUCCUACGAGCUGCGGAUCGAGGUACAGCCGAAGCCCCACCACCGGGCACACUACGAGACAGAGGGAAGCCGAGGGGCCGUCAAGGCGCCGACUGGAGGCCACCCCGUUGUCCAGCUUCACGGUUACAUGGAAAACAAACCCUUGGGUCUUCAGAUCUUCAUCGGGACAGCAGAUGAACGGAUACUUAAACCUCAUGCUUUCUAUCAAGUCCAUCGCAUUACGGGAAAAACUGUCACCACCACCAGCUAUGAAAAAAUCAUUGGCAACACCAAAGUUUUAGAGAUCCCAUUGGAACCCAAAAACAACAUGAAAGCAACCAUUGACUGCGCGGGGAUUUUGAAGCUGAGGAACGCAGACAUUGAGCUGCGCAAGGGAGAGACGGACAUCGGCAGGAAGAACACCCGCGUCCGGCUCGUCUUCCGCGUGCACAUCCCUGAGUCCAACGGCAGGAUCAUUUCUCUGCAAGCAGCAUCAAACCCCAUCGAAUGCUCCCAAAGGUCUGCUCAUGAACUUCCAAUGGUUGAAAGACAAGAUAUUGAUAGCUGUCUCGUUUAUGGAGGACAGCAGAUGAUCCUGACUGGACAGAAUUUCACAGCAGAGUCCAAGGUGGUGUUCACAGAAAAAACAUCAGAUGGACAGCAGAUCUGGGAAAUGGAGGCAACAGUGGACAAAGAUAAGAGCCAACCUAGCAUGCUUUUUGUAGAAAUACCAGAGUACCGUAACAAGCACAUUCGCACAGCUGUGAAGGUGAAUUUCUACGUCAUCAAUGGGAAAAGAAAAAGAAGCCAACCCCAGCAUUUUACCUAUCACCCAGUACCAUCAAUCAAAACAGAGCCCAUUGAUGACUAUGAUCCAGCCUUAAUCUGCAAUACAGUACACAGUGGUCUGGGAACAGUAACACAGCCUUACUAUUCACAGCACACAAUGGUCACCGAAUCCCCUUCCUGUCUUGUGGCCACUAUGGCUCCUUGCCAGCAGUUGCGCUCAGGCCUUUCUUCUCCUGAUUCUCGAUACCAUCAGCAGAAUCCAGCCGCUGUAAUAUACCAAAGAAGCAAGAGCCUUAGCCCAAGCCAACUUGGCUACCAGCAAUCCAAUUUGAUGGCUACACCAGUUGCUAUUUCAGAUGCCCAUAGGUCAGUGCUGGUGCACGCUGGUUCUCCAGGCCAAACUUCAGCAGUGCUCCACCACUCUCCAGGCAAUCAGCAGUCUUCUCCAGUGAUUCACUAUUCACCAACCAACCAGCAGCUGCGGUGUGGAAGUCAUCAAGAAUUUCAGCACAUCAUGUGCUGUGAAAAUUUUACGUCUAAUGUUGCAAGAUCCAGCCAGCCCCAGGUCAGUCAAGCACAAAGGUUAAGUCCAAGUUCAUAUCCUACCGUGAUUCAGCAGCAGACAGCCUCAGGUCAGCGAGCAGCAAAAAAUGGACCACCGGUUAGUGACCAGAAAGAAGUGUUACCAGCUGGAGUCACUAUUAAACAGGAACAGAAUCUGGACCAAGCGUAUCUGGAUGACGAGCUGAUAGAUACACACCUUAGCUGGAUACAAAACAUUAUAUGAAAAAGAAUGACUGUGAUCUUUGAUCCAAGCAAUCAGAAAGAAAGUUAACGAAAUUAUCAGGAAGGAAUUUUCUGGACUCCCUGCCAGAAAUCAGACAUAGAAGAAGAGAUUUGUCAGACAACUUUUACCGAAUCCUUCCGUAACUGACCUCUUAGAUCCUUCCAGUGCCCCUGCAACCUCCUGCUUCCUUAACUGUUCAUCUCAAGGCACCAUUUCAAUGCAAGGAACAAUGUAUUGGCAUCAAGCUGACAGCCUUGACUAAGCAACUCGCCACCUCUCUCUGUAAACAUUGAGAAGGACACCCUUCCUUUCGUCCAAAGAUCGUAUUGUUCUUGUAUAACAGAGCAUCUGUCUAAGGAAACUCUUCAAGCCUGCUGCAAAAUAUCUAUCUACAUAUCGAUCUAUCUUAGUAAUAAGGGAUAAGUGAUAUGUCACUCCUGAACACCGCACAAAGCAAGGGAGGUUAUAUAUUAGUGCUUAUUUGGGUGGGGUGGGAAAUGGGGGAAGAAAGAGUAAUAUAUUCCAUAAAAGAAUAAUGACAUUUUGCAGUUCACUAAUAAUGACUUGCCCUCCAGGUCUUAAAGCCCUUUUGAGAAGUUUUAUUGUUGUAGGAAACUGAGGCAACCCAAGCUUGCUCGGCCUUUAUCUGACCUGGGAAUAAAAGCCUUUUUUUUUUUUUUACUUUGAGCACUGUGAUCAGUAUUUCAAACAACAGAUGUCAGCUGAAUCCAGGAGUUUUCUUCAUUUUUCUUGUCAGACUGGAUAGGAAUUUGAAGGAGAGGGAUGCUCACAGAGAACCAGUGAAGAGAGCAAUUCAGCAGUUGUAACACCUGUCCCAAGGUAAAAUAAACCCAGAUAAAACAGAGAUUAAUAUAUAGGAAUCACAGUAAAUCCAAAUAUUUUAUGAUUGAUCCUAAUUAAUAUUUAGGCAGUGUAUGAACACAUCUUAGAUAUUUUCUCUCUGACAACUUGUUGCUGUUUCUUUUUGUGUAGAACCUGCUAUUGGCUCAUAACUUGUCUCAUUUAGCAGCUGUAACAUUUAGCCACACAAGCUGCAGAGGAAAAUAAUUGCAUCUUACAGAAGCCAUAUGUUCCAGAAAAACUAUACACUCACUUAUACUCACCUUGUCUCUUUAGCUUUGCAAAACCACCAGCAAUUUCUGGAAAGGUUAAAUUUCCA
Molecule: messenger RNA, 3301 nt
Organism: Athene cunicularia (burrowing owl)
Lineage: Eukaryota; Metazoa; Chordata; Aves; Strigiformes; Strigidae
Gene: NFATC2
Product: nuclear factor of activated T cells 2
Exons: 10
Coding region: 16-2121 (701 amino acids)
Biological process (GO): regulation of transcription by RNA polymerase II; cytokine production; calcineurin-NFAT signaling cascade
Cellular component (GO): transcription regulator complex
Molecular function (GO): DNA-binding transcription factor activity, RNA polymerase II-specific; transcription factor binding; RNA polymerase II cis-regulatory region sequence-specific DNA binding
Source: RefSeq, a predicted model, not a curated record